Molecule: messenger RNA, 1371 nt
Organism: Eutrema salsugineum
Lineage: Eukaryota; Viridiplantae; Streptophyta; Magnoliopsida; Brassicales; Brassicaceae
Product: protein ABHD17B
Exons: 7
Coding region: 1-1230 (409 amino acids)
Source: RefSeq, a predicted model, not a curated record
AUGGAAAUGAAAAGAAAAGAAAAAGCCACUUGUUAUUAUUGCUUAAUACUCUCUCUCUCUCUCUCUUUGCGUUUCCAAGAAGAAGAAGAAGAAGAAAAAAAAGCUUCAAUCUUUUUAAUAAAGCAAAGGGGGGAAUGCAAUUGGUGUAGUGAGGAAGGAGAUGGGAGGGGUGAUUCGGUGGCGGCGAAGUUCGCCUUCUUCCCGCCGAGUCCGGCGUCAUACAAGGUGGUCACCGACGAGCUCACCGGACUGUUGCUUAUAGCACCAUUCCCCCACCGAGAAAACGUGGAAAUCCACAGGCUUCCGACCCGAAGAGGCACGGAGAUCGUGGCCAUGUACGUGAGGCACCCGAUGGCAACCUCCACGCUCCUCUACUCCCAUGGAAACGCCGCCGAUCUGGGACAGAUGUAUGAGCUCUUCAUCGAGCUUAGCAUCCAUCUCAAGGUUAAUCUCAUGGGAUACGAUUACUCCGGGUAUGGACAAUCAAGUGGAAAGGCGAGCGAGCAUAACACGUAUGCUGAUAUCGAAGCUGUUUACAAGUGUCUAGAAGAAACCUACGGCUCUAAACAGGAAGAUGUGAUCCUCUACGGCCAGUCUGUAGGGAGCGGUCCGACAUUAGAUCUUGCUUCCCGGUUGCCUCACUUGAGAGCCGUCGUACUUCACAGCCCCAUUCUCUCCGGUCUUAGAGUUAUGUACGCCGUCAAGAAAACCUACUGGUUCGACAUCUACAAGAAUAUCGACAAAAUCCCAUAUGUGGAUUGCCCGGUUCUCAUUAUUCAUGGAACUUCGGAUGAAGUAGUGGAAUGUGGACAUGGGAAACAACUAUGGGAGCUGUGCAAAGACAAGUAUGAGCCGCUUUGGGUGAAAGGAGGGAACCACUGUGAUCUUGAACUCUACCCUGAAUUCAUCAAACACCUCAACAAGUUCAUCGCAACAGUUGAGAGGUUACCUUGCCGCCAGAGCAGCGACCUGCAAUCAGACAAGGAUAGGAGAAAGAGCGUAGAGAAGCCGAGGCCGAGCACGGAGCGUAAGCCGCCAAAGAAGAAGAGUAGCAGCAAGCUGAUGAGGAUCUCUUCUGAUCACCAUCUCAAUCUCAAUCUUGAUCGGUCCAGGAGGAGCGUUGACUGCCAUGACAACAAGACUCGUAAGAGCGUUGACCACUCCCAUCAGGUUGAAAGGGGCAGGAAGAGUGUGGAUCGCUUGGAUCUGGAUAGAGUUCGCUCCGAGUAACACGAAUUAUUUAUUACUCAUAUCAUAAUAUAAUACUUGUAACUAUCUUAUCAAGUACAUAACUCUUCUUCACAUGUACGAACAAACCAAACUGUGCUCCUUGUAUUUGAUUUGUAAUUUUUAUCAACAGACAACCUAUUU